ACGUUGGUUCUUAGUUCUCAGUAGCUACAUAUUUGUCAGUCGCUACUGUCAGCCGUGGCUAUCGAACGUGUAUUUACUGUAUUCGGAUUUUGCUAUAUCACUUAGCAAAAAUACUAGAAUCCACGUCUUAACUACAGGUUGAAGUGUCGGAAGUUGUCCUUGAUUGUGAAAAACACAUUUAAUCUGAGACUAUAGAAUGUAAUACUGUUUCAUUAUUUGUCCGUCUUGUUGAACAAGAAUGUAAAACUCAUGAAAUGGAGUCUAUGCCAGUGAUAACAGACUCAGUGUUUAUAUAAACUUAUAAAUAUCAAAGCUUUGUUUAUAAUGUCUUAAAGAGAGAAAUCAUAAAUAAAUCAGAAUGUCGCUACUUCCUGAUGUGUUUGCUUUGAACGACAGUUCACCUUCUAGUUUGUUUAACAUAAGUAUGGACUACAUCGUGUCCAACUUAAAUGUUAUUACCAAAUUGGAUCCAAAAAGUCGAUGGCGCCAACUGAAAGAUGACAUCAUAUUGCCUGCUGAAAUCUGCGAAAGACUACUUGAGGCCUAUCAGAAGAAGUAUCGAAUUAACGAUAACAUUGCAAAUAUGUUUCGUGACCGCACCAGAACGCGUUUAAACCGCGUGAAAUUGCGUAAUUCUCGCAUUACUGAUGAAGGUCUCCGUUGCUUGAUGGAGCACAAGCCUUCCGAGGUCGAGCUGAUUCAAUGCGAAUACCUUUCCCAAGCUUCUCUCGACAUCAUUAGCAACAACAGUGAAAAUCUAGUCUCUCUCAAGUUUGGGCCACUCACUUAUGCACUUUCUCAAGAUGAAAAUCUGUAUCGUCAACGCAGAUUUGUCAUUGAUGCUCCCAAACUGCAACGUUUGUCUAUACAUUGCCGAGGAAUGUCAAUCUUUCCUCUUUUACUUCUGAAACCUCUGCAUAAUCUAACACAUCUUGAUCUUUCUGAAUUCUCAUCUGCCGGUUCCACCUGGGCUCUGCAUGAAUUAAAGAAUUUAGUAACGCUUGUUCUGCAUAGUGUGCUUUGGUCAAAGGAAAUCAUUGAUUGGAUUGCUACAUUGACUAAUCUACGCCAUUUGGAUGUAUCCCAACCAAAUGAGAGACAUGGGAAAUAUAUGAACCCCAAUGAAAUAUUGACUAAGUUGGUGACGAGUUUGCCUAAUUUGGAAUAUUUGGAUAUAUCUGGGACAAAUUUGGCUGGCACUGGCUCAGCUGUUCCAGCUGCUACUGAUGGAAUGUCUGACUUGGAACAUGUCCGUUGUGAUAUACCGGGCCUUGUUAGUAGAGUUGAUAGGCCUUUAGAAUUUCUGGGCCUGUAUGGAACUCUUCAUGGUGCAUGCAAACGUCAUGACAUACCAGCCAAAGUGAUCACUGGAGAUGCAAAUGAAGAGCAGAUCCUGAUAGCUGGUUCUGUGUACAUGGAGAGACCGGCAAUGCUGACUCGUGUCCUCAACGACUUAUACUACAUGUUUCGCAGUAUUGAACACUAUAACUCAUAUGUUGGACGUGCUUUGAAUGUCGUCUUGACAGCAAUGGAGACCCAUUGCUUGGAGAAACAUAUUCAGAUAUCUGGAAGCGCAACACUAUUUUAUAUAGUAAAAGGGAAAGAUAGAUCUCGUAUCGGCAUACAUCUGAAGCGGCGUAUCAUCAAGGUGUUGUUGGAUGGUAUGGAAGCUCACCUCGGCGAUGAUACUAUGAUGAGGAAUGGCUGUCUCACGCUCUGCCAAUUCAAAAUACCCAAUGAUGUGUUGUUUGAAUACGAGAGGGUAGUUCAGAUUUUACUGAACGGUGUAUCUGACGUCAAUCAAGAGGGAUUCGUGCAACGUAUAGCGAUAUAUUUGCUAAAUUCGCUCGCCUGUCAGGUCGAUGGCACUCAGAAACGCUUUCUGGGAGUCCACGGAGCUAUCGGGAAAAUGUUGAAUCUGAUCGCUGAUCGUCUUGAGCGUCGUAUCUGUGACGAUGUUCUCGAAGUAGCCUGGUCUACGAUGUGGAACGUCACAGAUGAGACUCCUCACAACUGUCAACUGUUCCUCGAUAAUCGCGGGAUGGAGUACUUCCUCGCCUGUCUCAAGAGUUUCCCCGACAAGGAGGAGCUUCUACGAAACAUGAUGGGGCUUCUAGGGAACGUCGCUGAAGUCCCCUCCCUCCGCCCACAGCUCAUGAACAGAUUGUUCCUGACUGUAUUCUACGAACUGCUCGAAUCUUCCAGUGAUGGUAUUGAGGUGAGCUACAACGCGGCCGGUGUACUAGCUCACAUGGCGUCCGAUGGUCCCGAGGCUUGGACUGUGUUCGAACCAGCUCGUGAUGCUGUACUGGAACGUAUCGCCACAGCCGUUGAGAGCUGGGACCGCAGGGCUGAACGGAAUAUUAAUUAUCGUUCGUUCGAACCUAUACUCAGUCUGCUCCACGCUCAUCACACGCCGCAGUGCCAACACUGGGCUGUUUGGGCGUUGGCCAACCUGACAACUGUAUACCCCGACAAGUACUGCGGCUUGGUGGAGGCUGAGGGUGGGCUUCGUCUGCUGAAUGCUCUGCUGCAACAUCCCGGUCCAUACAGCAUGAUAAAGGACCUGGCGCGCCUCGUCAUAGACAACUGCGCCCGCCACUCCCAGGAUGCCCCGCGCGCGGACACACCGGACAAUUAACUAAUGGAAUUCCUUGAGGAGAUCGACCCUCAAGUGGAAUUGGACGAGAUUUGAAGCGCCUCAGACGCCAGCCUCGUCCAAGACUUCGACGGCUGUCCGUCGAACGUUCGAGAUAACCAUCAUGAACUCUAUGUGAAUAUGAUUUACUUCCUAGUUGAUAUUUUUUUUAGUUUUAAGCGAUCUCUACACGAACAGCUUUAUUGAAGAGUGAUUUUUUUUGUUAUUUCGUUUUUACCAACCUCCGUAUUUAUUUGAAUCAAAUGUAUUUUAAUUUUACUAUAAUGCUGUAUUAAUUUAUCCUAACCGUACAUUAUGUUGAGCUCUCUUCCGCUGGAAUUUGAUGAAAUCCAAAUUUUUUUUUUUUUUUGCACUCCUAAAACUAAUAGGUGAAAUAUGAAAUGUCAUUUGGGAUUUAUAAAUAAUUAGAUUUAAAUGGAAUUUCACAUUUUCAUGUAAUUUUAAAUGUCACUUAUAUUAUUCAACAAAGCAAAAAAAAAAAAUAAGGCCAGGUACGGAAGGUAAGAUAAAGGAAAAGACGGAUAUAAAACGUCGAUGGUUUAACCAAGGAACUGUUGCGUUGGGCCUUUAGGUGUAAUAAGAAUUUUUCAUUAAAUAUUUAUCCACAUUAUAAUAAAUUUUAAAUGUAUCGAUAAUCAACAAAUUUUUUCUCUUAUCUAACCUCUAAGAUAGAAGAUUUCAAAUUUAUUCUUAGAAUAAUAAUAUUUAGAUUGAUCUUAAAAUUUAUUUAAAAUAAAUGAAUGUGUAGUUUCAACAUAUAAUAAUAAAAAAAAAAUACGAUAAAAAAAAAUAUAUUUGUCUAGUAGUACAUUGGAUUAAGUCGUUUUAACAAUGCCAUUGCUGUAAAGCCACAGGCAUGUUAAUUAUUAUUAUUCCAUAGGCCCUUGAAUGCCAAUUUAAGCUAGAUAUCAUUUUAUUCAAACCUAUUUUCAUAUUCGGUGUACUGUAUUCUUUAGUGACGAUUUAAAAAAUUAACGUUUUAUAUAUAUUAAUUCUACGGGCAGUAUUUUUGUUUAACUCAAUACAAAAUUUAUUAGUGUGUAAGAAAAUUUUACUAUUUAUUAUGUGUGUAGAAGUAGUUCUAUAUUAUUGACAGUAGAGGUUAUAUUCACCAUUAUUAUAAGAUAUUCAAUAGAUAACAAGCUUCUUGAUAAUUUUGCAACCUGGCAACACUAUGUAAACGUCAUUAAUAUGACUAACGCUAUGACUGUCAUGAAUUCGAUUUCUAUAUAAGAUCUGUGAGUUAUAGCGCAAAUAGUGGAUGGGUUUUUUUUUGUGGAUUUGACAAGCUUUAAUUUUGUGUUUAUUGUUUUCAUUAUUAUAUUUAUAUGUUAUAUACAAACGUGACCACAUUAAUCGCAUUACCAGCAGACAGCUGUCACACAUCAAGGACGUUACAGUAUUCAUUUCUUAAUAUAUAUUUUUUUUGCUAUAAUUCUAUAAUGUUUUCACUUUAUUGUAGCAAUGUUUUCUGUAAUUAAGUAAAAGUAACCUGUUAGUAAAUUAUAAAUAUUUUUGUUACAAAAAAAAAAUUAAGUCUUAUUUACAGAAUUGUUAAUCUGUGUUAAUUUUAGUAAUUAUACCUCUUUAAAAGAAGUGUAUCAAUUUAAGGUUCAAUAAAUAAAAUAAUCUUGAA
This is a messenger RNA of Danaus plexippus (monarch butterfly), 4295 nucleotides long. RefSeq names its product protein zer-1 homolog. Gene Ontology annotation, cellular component: Cul2-RING ubiquitin ligase complex. The coding region runs from base 359 to 2641 and encodes 760 amino acids. The record is from RefSeq and is a predicted model, not a curated record. The transcript is spliced from 8 exons. NCBI's taxonomy places the organism in Eukaryota, Metazoa, Arthropoda, Insecta, Lepidoptera, Nymphalidae.